GAUUUCCCCCUUAAAUUGGGUUGGGUCUUGGAAUAUUUGUGAGAACCGCGGCGGCCGUGAAGAGAAAUCCACAUGGAAUGCUGUCGUUUUGUCCUUGGGGGUUACGUCUGAAGCAGGAAGGUUCUAAAAUUGGCGGUUAGUUUGUGGGUGAUGCGUUGCAUGGGGGAAUCUGAAGGAAGGAAGGCGGGAGUCCGUUUCGUGUUGUUCUUGGUUUGACGUGAGUCCAGAACAUACGUGUGGGAUAUCAUAGGGAACUCAUGGCUCCCCUUAUGAAGAAUGCGGAGGAGAAUCCAGACGUAGAGCUUGGACAAUUACCGAGUCAUUCAAACGGAUUGAUCGUGCAUGCGAAAGAGCCGGAUGAGAACUGCCUCAACAGGCCGGGAAUCCACCUACACUCUGUUCCCAUAAUAUUGAAGUUCUCCGACGUAGUAUACAGCGUCACCUUGAAGCAGCCUAAGAAUUGGUGGAACGUAAUGAAGCUCAAAUCUAAUCUCGCGAAGACUCAACACAAGACGAAAGAGAUUUUACAUGGAAUAUCUGGGGUCGUCCGUCCUGGAGAGAUGCUCGUCAUGCUGGGGCCGUCUGGCAGUGGCAAAACAACUCUCCUCAAGGUCCUUGGAGGAAGGCUGAAGAGUGUGAAGGUGGAAGGAACAGUUCUUUACAACAACGAGCCUUACUCAAAGUUUGUGAAAAGACGCACGGGCUUUGUGACACAAGACGAUGUGCUGUUUCCGAACUUGACAGUGAAGGAGACACUUGUGUAUGCUGCCAGACUACGGCUACCUGACACUUACACGACUGAGGAGAAGGUGAAACGGGCGGAGUCUAUCAUCAACGAGCUUGGACUAGAUCGUUGUAAAGAUACCAUCAUUGGAGGUCAGUUCAAGCGAGGUGUUUCAGGAGGAGAAAGAAAGCGAGUCAGUAUCGGCCAUGAAAUGCUCGUGGACCCUAGCCUUCUCUUUUUGGAUGAGCCGACUUCGGGACUAGACUCAACAACUGCCUUGAGGAUUAUCAAAACCUUGAAGGACCUUGCGAAGAGCGGGAAAACCAUCAUAACCACGAUUCAUCAGCCUUCCAGCACUGUCUAUUAUAUGUUUGACAAAAUGAUUCUACUUUCCGAGGGUGAUCUGCUUUACUACGGCAGUGCCAAUCAUGCAAUGAGCUAUUUUGAAUCUAUCCAGAUUUCGCCGCCAUUUCCGAUGAAUCCUGCCGACUUUUUACUGGAUCUUGCUAAUGGAGUGACACCUGACAGGCUGAUUGAGGAGGGCAUUCCUUCUGCUUUUGAAUGGAGUAAGCAAGGCGACGACCUGAAAACCAUGCGACAAAAGUUGAUCGAAGCAUACAAGAUCAAUUUGGCUGAUCAAGUGCAUUCCGAAGUAGAUGGCACUGAUGCCGCUGCAACAGAUGAUAAAGCUAUGAUGAGUAAAUGGUCUACAUCAUGGAGGGAGCAAUUCAAAGUAUUACUGGGACGAGGUUGGAAGGAACGCCGCCAUGAAGCAUUUUCCCCCUUGAAAAUAGGGCAAGUUCUGGCAAUCACCAUAAUCUCCGGCUUGCUUUGGUGGAAAUCGUCCACUUCUCAAGUACAAGAUCAGGUCGGGCUUUUGUUCUUCUUCAUAACAUUUUGGGGAUUCUUCCCUGUGUUCUCUGCCAUCUUCACCUUCCCACAAGAACGAGCCAUGCUGAUCAAGGAAAGAGCCUCAGGAAUGUACCGGCUUAGUGCUUAUUUUAUGGCUCGCGUUGUAGGCGAUUUGCCUCUGGAGCUCGUUCUGCCAACCGUUUUCAUAACCAUCGUGUACUGGAUGGCCGGAUUGAAGGAAACUUUUGUGGCGUUCAUUCUGACUACUCUGGUUAUUCUUUACACUGUGCUUGUAUCCCAGGGGCUGGGACUCACAUUGGGGGCGGCUUUAAUGGAUGUCAAAAAAGCCACAACUCUAGCAUCUGUCAUUAUGUUGACUCUCUUGCUAGCUGGAGGGUAUUACAUUCAGGACACUCCCAAAUGGAUUGGAUGGAUCAAGUACCUCUCAGUCAGUUAUUGGGGCUACAAGCUCCAGCUAGCAGCCCAGUACUCCUCCGACCAGACCUAUCCUUGCUACACGGUUCCUUCUGGACGGUGCCGAAUUGCAGACUAUCCCGCAGUGGCUAAUGUGGGUCUGGAUCACCUGGGCAUUGCCGCAAUGGCUUUGGCCAUUAUGCUUUUCGGAUACAGAUUAAGUGCGUAUUUUUUCCUGUCACGGAUCAAAGGAUAUGACAAGUAAGGUAGGAGUACAGUAAGUGUAGCAUUGUGUUAGGAAAUUGAUUAAGGCCCAAAGUUGUUGUACAAUACGGUAGCCGGUUGCGGCGAUUCAUUAGUUUACAAAAAAAGUGGGCAUAUUUAUGUUACAUGAACAAUAUGGGCUGCACAUCAUAAGGAGUGCUCCUGUUACAACCAAGGAAAAUUUCAACCACA
This is a messenger RNA of Physcomitrium patens, 2446 nucleotides long. NCBI's taxonomy places the organism in Eukaryota, Viridiplantae, Streptophyta, Bryopsida, Funariales, Funariaceae. The record is from RefSeq and is a predicted model, not a curated record.